Molecule: messenger RNA, 400 nt
Organism: Magallana angulata
Lineage: Eukaryota; Metazoa; Mollusca; Bivalvia; Ostreida; Ostreidae
Exons: 3
Coding region: 86-400 (104 amino acids)
Source: RefSeq, a predicted model, not a curated record
CAUAACUAGAGAUUCACCAGUAAUCUAUGCUGCAGUUGUGCGUCCUAACAAGAAACCGGCUAGGAGUAUAGAACAGAGCGACCAAAUGUACGGAAAUAUGCUAAAGCUCCAAAAACCGACUCGAGGGAGGAAAAAGAAAGCAAGGACCUCUAAAUUCAACAAGAGUAUCAAUGCAAUGAAUGAGGAAGCUGUAAAAAAUGGUACCCCGGCAACCUACUCCUUCGUGGAACCUCCUAACAAAAUUUCACCCCUGGAUGUACGAAAUCCUGAUAGGACUUUAUCACUAGAUAAAGGACAUCCUGACAGGACCUCAUCACUGGAUGUAAGACAUCAUGGUAGGACUUUAUCAUUUGAUGAAGGACAGUACGAUCAGGAGUAUGGAAACAUGACAAUGUGUUAG